GAAGUACAGCUUUGUCAGCGAAACAUAGAUAUUCGUAGACAGGCCGGGCCCAACAUACUCGCUGUUCAAGGGAAAACACCAUACCAGCAACGCUUCAGCUUGAUCUGCAAGGUACCCGAGGCACGUCAUCAAUCUGGCUGCCCCUCUCGCUCGACUCUUCGUCCGAACCCCACCACGCACAUUUCUUACGCUGGCUCCCCGCGACCGUCUGAGUCUCAUUGCGAGACACCUGAACACAGGCAAUGCGCAUAUCCCAUUGAACACGCCAUACAGUACCGAGCGAGGAUCCAGCCCCAGCGACGACAUUGAGUGGUCUCCAACACGACGAACCUCCAACCUGCUGAACCAACAACAAGCAAGAGAUUUCAGCAUUGAGACUGUUUCGUUGCAAGAAGAAGGCAAGAGAGACAGGGUAGCAGCCGAAAAGAUGUCAUCGCAACCUCCGCACCCGGCGCUGCUCAUACCCGGGCCAAUCGAGUUCGAUGAUGCCGUCCUCCAGGCGAUGAGCCAUUACUCCGAGAGCCAUGUUGGGAUGCCCUUUGUCAACACUUUCGGUGAGACUCUAUCGAUGCUGCGGAAGCUCUUCCAGACGUCAGACCCGAAGAGUCAAGGCUUUGUGAUCUCCGGCUCAGGAACAUUAGGAUGGGAUCAGGUCGCUGCCAACUUGGUCGAGCCUGGCGAUGAGGUGCUCGUCCUCCAUACCGGUUAUUUUGCCGAUUCGUUUGCAGACUGCUUCGAAACGUAUGGCAUCAAGCCCACUCAGCUCAAGGCACCGAUAGGCGAGCGGCCGCAACAGAACGAGGUUGAAGAGGCCUUAAAAGCCAGGCAAUACAAACUUAUAACCAUCACCCACACCGAUACUUCGACUGGUGUACUGUCAGAGAUCGAGAGCAUAGCUCAACUUGUCCACCGUGUUUCGCCGGACACGUUGAUCGUCGUUGAUGGUGUCUGCUCCGUCGGCUGCGAAGAGAUUCGCUUCGACGACUGGGGCAUUGAUUGUGUGAUCACUGCUUCCCAGAAAGCCAUAGGAUGUCCCGCUGGCUUAUCGAUAGUCAUGACUUCUGGUCGUGCACUCGACCGCUUCAAGGCACGAACGAAACCACCAGGCUCAUACUUCGCUAGCUGGAAGAACUGGCUACCCAUCAUGCAGAAUUACGAAGCUCGGAAACCGUCGUACUUCGCAACGCCGUCACCGCAGCUCGUUCACGCUCUGCACACAUCUCUGACGCAGAUCCUCAGCCGGCCACUCGAGGAGCGGUUCCAGAAGCACAAGGAAGCCUCGCAGAAGAUCAAGAAGGCGAUUGCUGAUAUGGGCCUGAAACAACUCGCUUCCAAGCCGGAGAACCAGGCCAAUGGAAUGACUGCUAUUUACCUACCGGAGGGUAUGAGCCCUCCCGAGAUCCUGCCGACGUUGAUGAAGAAGGGUGUCAUCUUCGCUGGCGGGUUGCACAAGCAGAUUGCGGCUAAGUAUGUGCGGUUCGGGCAUAUGGGCGUCAGUGUGACUGAUCCGAAGCGGGAUGAUAUUGAUAGGGCGAUUAAGGCGUUGAAGGAGGGUUUGGAAGAGGUUGGUUACAAAGCGCCGAAUGGCUCUACAUAAAAGUCAUCCUUCUCAAAAGCGUUUGACGGGUACUAACUCCUGUACAUCUUGUAAAGCGCCUAAGUGACUUAAGGCACGCAACAUAUGCACCUUCCAGAAUGUACACAGCUGUCCACGAGUCGUCCAUAAUGUGUGUGACUGCG
This is a messenger RNA of Baudoinia panamericana UAMH 10762, 1740 nucleotides long. RefSeq lists its product as uncharacterized. Gene Ontology annotation, cellular component: peroxisome. The record is from RefSeq and is a predicted model, not a curated record. The coding region runs from base 428 to 1597 and encodes 389 amino acids. NCBI's taxonomy places the organism in Eukaryota, Fungi, Ascomycota, Dothideomycetes, Mycosphaerellales, Teratosphaeriaceae. Gene Ontology annotation, molecular function: L-serine:pyruvate transaminase activity; L-alanine:glyoxylate transaminase activity. The transcript has a single exon.